Formica exsecta is the source of this 1934-nucleotide messenger RNA. RefSeq lists its product as uncharacterized. The annotation marks the transcript as partial. The record is from RefSeq and is a predicted model, not a curated record. The transcript has 7 exons. NCBI's taxonomy places the organism in Eukaryota, Metazoa, Arthropoda, Insecta, Hymenoptera, Formicidae.
UAUAACUCAAAAAUUACGCUUCAAUUCAAAUUUUGGUAAAGGAAAAAUCGUCUUAGAAUUGUAUCAGGAAUACGUCAUUUCACGGACGGAAGGUUGUUCCGGAACACCCUGUAUAUUUGAGUUUUUCUUAAUUCUUGAAAUGAUUUUCUAGACAUUUUAUCUUUACACACGAAACAAGUAUUCUCACUUAGCAGCAAUAAUGGAAAGAGUACUGUAAUUUCGAGCAGAAAUUGAAAUUAUGUUUCACUUGGCGAUUGCAACGUUCGUUGCCAAGUUAAACAAAAACAAAUGCGAUAUUCGCGAGCAUCGCGAUCACCAGGUGUAACGUAACCUUAGUGAUCAACAUCAGAACUAAUAUCGUAACAAUUUUUUCACAAAUAUCGUAACAAUCUUUUCAUCUUUUCACACAUCUUUAUGUUACGCAGUUUAUAACAGAAUUCGUAUAUUCUACAAUAUAGUGUUAAUUGUACGUUUGCAUUUCAUUCGUACAAUAUCCAUUAUUCAGACUAUAAAAUUAUUUCUGAAAUAAAUAAUGCCACCAGUGAAAGAACAAUUUGCAUUGAUAUGGUGGAUAAAAAGUGGCCAGAAGGAUAUAAUUCCUUUAUCCACCAUACCGAAGUGUAAACAAAAAAUAAACUCGAUUGUGAACCUAACAUGGAAAGAUUUCCGGACACAGGAAGAAACAAAAUCAGUAGCUAGAGUACUAGCAAUAAGUGAUGAUGAAAAUAAACUUUAUAAAACAAUAGUAACUGAUACUGGUGACUUACACGAUUCAAAUAAAAAAAAUUUUUCCGCACAUAUAAUAAAUAAAAAUAAAACAAUGGUUAAAAACAAAAAAUUAAUUAAAGAUAUUAAAAGUUCAAAUAGGAAAGAAUUAGAAGACAAAAUUAAGAAGAGUCAACAUAUAGUGUGUAAAGAAAAUCAUCCAUUAUCUACAUAUAUACCAAAAAGAAAAACAUCACUGCAUACAACGCAAAUAUAUAGACCCAAAUCAACAUCAACACUUCAAAGCAAUACUCCGAACUCUUCUAUAUAUAAUCAACAGAUGCGCAAUGCAGAAAGUAAUAUCAUAGCAUUACAAGCAGAUUAUUCAUCACACACAUAUCCAAAUAAUGAAUUUAUUUCAAAUAAUACUAUGGAAGUGUCAUCAAUGGUAUAUGAUUCAUGUGCCACAACAUACAAUGCGUCACCUCAAAAUUCUUUUAUCAAUUCGGAUAAAGAUAGUAGCACACCAUCUUCUCAAAUAUACUCUGCAGCAUCACGCACAUUACAAAAUGAUCAAAAUGUUAUUUCAAGUAACGAUAAAAUCAUGGAGACAACACCAUCAAGAAUAUAUAGUUCGCAUGAAUCAACACAUGACACUUUAUAUACUCAGAAUGCAUUUAAAGAUAGUUCUACACACUAUCAGCUGUACACAAUUCAAAUAACUCAAUCUAUGAAAAGAAAUGAUACUCAGAAGAAAUUUAUGAACACAGGAAAAAAUAUCACCACACCAUCUUUAACGAACUCCGGAUCAUCAUGCACACUUUCACAUGAUCAACAAUGCACUAAUGCAUCAAGUUUUUCAGGACUUUUUCCAUGGACAGUAAGAAAACAAGAUAUAGAAGUAGUAGAACGGUUAUUAACCAUGAUGAAAACAGCUUAUAGAGAACAAACUAAAAUGAACAUAGGAACUCCAGAAAAAUGUCCAAUAUCUAGCACUUAUUUUGCAGACGAUGAUAAUAAGGAAGAAUUAUCACCAAACUGUGGUUUUUAUCUUCCUAAAUCAAAGAAGACAUAUAUGAAAUUAGAAUAUGAUAUCCAUCAGGAUUGGAAAGUACUGGUACGAGAAACGCUUCUUGAGGUUUAUGGCUCGAGUAUUGCCAAUUAUUCAGCUACUAGCAAAAGAGGUAAUCGCCCACCUAUCAACCGGCAAUUAUUCAACGGACUAUUUG